Molecule: messenger RNA, 3930 nt
Organism: Caenorhabditis briggsae
Lineage: Eukaryota; Metazoa; Nematoda; Chromadorea; Rhabditida; Rhabditidae
Gene: Cbr-mlt-7
Product: Protein CBR-MLT-7
Exons: 15
Coding region: 1-3930 (1309 amino acids)
Biological process (GO): response to oxidative stress
Molecular function (GO): heme binding; peroxidase activity
Source: RefSeq, a predicted model, not a curated record
AUGUACUUGUCGGAACAGCAAGAAGUGGUUAGAACCCAAGAUGUCAGAAUAGACACACAAAUGCUGAGUCCACCGAUAACGGAUCGAUUUAAAUGCCUUACAAAUGGCUGCUGUGAUCAUCACGAGUGGUGUCGGUUUUGGGCUUCAAUUGGAGAGUGUAAUGCCAAUAAAGAUUGGAUGUCGGAGAAUUGUCAAUUGGCAUGCGGAACCUGUUCAGCGCCUCCCGCACCUCUGCUUCCUGUGACGACAACUGCUUCCUCAUUCCAACAAUCAAAUGGAGGAUUCGUCCAAACGACGACAGUUUCAUCGGGACCAACGACGACAGUCACAAUUCCACCAUCUAGCUUAACACCAGUGAACAGUUGUGAAAGAGUCAAGGACAGCAUUGCUCAGGCGUCAGAGGUAAGUACCGUACUUAUGUCAAUCUCUCGUUUAAUCAAUCCGGUAGAAGAUAACUUUGGCCGUAACAUGCUCUCCAUUGACGACAUCACGAGAAGUGUGCCAACUGGAUGUGUUCCUCAAUUAUCUGACGUUGGAGUGGAUUGUAGAAAGAGUCUCUGUUAUCAUCUCAUGUAUCGUACUCUUGAUGGAACAUGUAAUAAUUUGGAGAAGCCAAUGCAAGGAGCUGCAUUCAGAAGGUUCAAUCGACACUUCCCAGCGCAGUAUGAUGAUGGAAGAGGCGAACCGAUUUCUUCUUUGAACAAGUCUAGACCAAGUGCUCGCGAAGCUAAUCGUGUUAUGUUGUCAUCUGCUCAAUCGGUGGUACAUGAUAAGUUCAACAACAUGAUGAUGCAAUGGGGUCAAUUCAUGUCGCAUGACAUGUCCAAAACCACACUUCAACCAUCGGCAAACUGCAAGACUUGUGAUCCAGUCCCAUCGAAAUGCAUGCCAAUCCCAAUCGGAGAAAAGGACCCAAAUCUUGGAUUCAAAUCGAAACAAUGUCUGAAAGUCUCAAGAUCCGCCCCAAUUUGUCGAGUGGAGCCCAGAGAGCAACUCAAUGAGAAUACAGCUUAUAUUGAUGGAUCUAUGAUUUAUGGAUCUUCAUUAAAGGAUCUUCAUAAGUUCAGAGAUGGAAGGACUGGAUUCUUGAGAGUUACUAGAUUCAAUAACCAGAAUGUUCUUCCAUUCGACCAGUCUAAAUGUGCUAAUAAGGAUAAAUGUACCGCCUCCUUUACUGCGGGAGAUAUCCGAGCCAAUCUCUUCAUUGGAUUGUCUUCCCUUCAUAUAAUGUUUGCCAGAGAGCAUAACAGAAUUGCUCAAAAGCUAACCGAGCUCAAUCCAACAUGGUCUGGAGAUAGAGUCUUCCAGGAAGCUAGGAAAAUUGUUGGCGCUCAAAUCCAAAACGUUCUUUAUAAGGAAUACCUCCCGAAACUUCUAGGAGUGUCAUUUGACAAAGUGAUCGGACCAUACAAAGGUUAUGAUACUAAUGUGGAUGCCACAAUUGCCAAUGAAUUCACAACUUCCGCUUUUCGAUUCGGUCAUGGAAUGAUUGAGGAGUUCUACAAGAGAGUUGAUCUAUCUGGAAAUAAUAUUACUCAUGGCGGGUUCUUCUUUGGCGAUGGAGUAUUCAAAUCGGGCAAGAUUCUGUUUGAAGGAGGUGUCGAUCCAAUUAUUCGCGGAUUUAUGACGACUGCUGUCAAACGACCACAUCGAAUGACGCCGGCGAUUACUGAGAAGAUGUUUGGAAGCACGGAUCUCGGAUCGUUGAAUAUCCAAAGAGGAAGAGAUCAUGGAAUUCCGUCUUAUAACAAAAUGAGACAAUUCUGUGGAUUGAAGUUCGCCAACACUUUUGAAGACUUCGGAGAUAUGAUUUUGGAUCGAAAUUUGAGAGCUGGACUCGCUAGGAAUUACAAUACGACAAAUGACGUUGAUUUUUAUGUGGGAUCGAUGUUGGAGGAUCCAGUGAUUGGAGGACUGGUUGGAACUACAUUGAGUUGUGCAAUUGGAGAGCAAUUUAAGAGAGCUAGAGAUGGAGAUAGAACAAGAAGAAUUGGAAGAAAACCAGCUUCCUCAUUCCAACAAUCAAAUGGAGGAUUCGUCCAAACGACGACAGUUUCAUCGGGACCAACGACGACAGUCACAAUUCCACCAUCUAGCUUAACACCAGUGAACAGUUGUGAAAGAGUCAAGGACAGCAUUGCUCAGGCGUCAGAGGUAAGUACCGUACUUAUGUCAAUCUCUCGUUUAAUCAAUCCGGUAGAAGAUAACUUUGGCCGUAACAUGCUCUCCAUUGACGACAUCACGAGAAGUGUGCCAACUGGAUGUGUUCCUCAAUUAUCUGACGUUGGAGUGGAUUGUAGAAAGAGUCUCUGUUAUCAUCUCAUGUAUCGUACUCUUGAUGGAACAUGUAAUAAUUUGGAGAAGCCAAUGCAAGGAGCUGCAUUCAGAAGGUUCAAUCGACACUUCCCAGCGCAGUAUGAUGAUGGAAGAGGCGAACCGAUUUCUUCUUUGAACAAGUCUAGACCAAGUGCUCGCGAAGCUAAUCGUGUUAUGUUGUCAUCUGCUCAAUCGGUGGUACAUGAUAAGUUCAACAACAUGAUGAUGCAAUGGGGUCAAUUCAUGUCGCAUGACAUGUCCAAAACCACACUUCAACCAUCGGCAAACUGCAAGACUUGUGAUCCAGUCCCAUCGAAAUGCAUGCCAAUCCCAAUCGGAGAAAAGGACCCAAAUCUUGGAUUCAAAUCGAAACAAUGUCUGAAAGUCUCAAGAUCCGCCCCAAUUUGUCGAGUGGAGCCCAGAGAGCAACUCAAUGAGAAUACAGCUUAUAUUGAUGGAUCUAUGAUUUAUGGAUCUUCAUUAAAGGAUCUUCAUAAGUUCAGAGAUGGAAGGACUGGAUUCUUGAGAGUUACUAGAUUCAAUAACCAGAAUGUUCUUCCAUUCGACCAGUCUAAAUGUGCUAAUAAGGAUAAAUGUACCGCCUCCUUUACUGCGGGAGAUAUCCGAGCCAAUCUCUUCAUUGGAUUGUCUUCCCUUCAUAUAAUGUUUGCCAGAGAGCAUAACAGAAUUGCUCAAAAGCUAACCGAGCUCAAUCCAACAUGGUCUGGAGAUAGAGUCUUCCAGGAAGCUAGGAAAAUUGUUGGCGCUCAAAUCCAAAACGUUCUUUAUAAGGAAUACCUCCCGAAACUUCUAGGAGUGUCAUUUGACAAAGUGAUCGGACCAUACAAAGGUUAUGAUACUAAUGUGGAUGCCACAAUUGCCAAUGAAUUCACAACUUCCGCUUUUCGAUUCGGUCAUGGAAUGAUUGAGGAGUUCUACAAGAGAGUUGAUCUAUCUGGAAAUAAUAUUACUCAUGGCGGGUUCUUCUUUGGCGAUGGAGUAUUCAAAUCGGGCAAGAUUCUGUUUGAAGGAGGUGUCGAUCCAAUUAUUCGCGGAUUUAUGACGACUGCUGUCAAACGACCACAUCGAAUGACGCCGGCGAUUACUGAGAAGAUGUUUGGAAGCACGGAUCUCGGAUCGUUGAAUAUCCAAAGAGGAAGAGAUCAUGGAAUUCCGUCUUAUAACAAAAUGAGACAAUUCUGUGGAUUGAAGUUCGCCAACACUUUUGAAGACUUCGGAGAUAUGAUUUUGGAUCGAAAUUUGAGAGCUGGACUCGCUAGGAAUUACAAUACGACAAAUGACGUUGAUUUUUAUGUGGGAUCGAUGUUGGAGGAUCCAGUGAUUGGAGGACUGGUUGGAACUACAUUGAGUUGUGCAAUUGGAGAGCAAUUUAAGAGAGCUAGAGAUGGAGAUAGAUUCUAUUUCGAAAAUCCAGGAAUCUUCACACGUUCCCAAGUGGAAGAGAUCAAAAAAUCAAGUCUCUCUCGAAUCAUUUGUGAUAACGCUGACAAUUUCGAAUUGGUGUCCCAGGACGCCUUCCUUCUUCCCGGUGCCAAUUUGACUCCUUGUAAUAAAAUUCCAGAAAUGGAUCUUUCAAAAUGGAGAGCUCUCUAA